Molecule: messenger RNA, 912 nt
Organism: Penicillium odoratum
Lineage: Eukaryota; Fungi; Ascomycota; Eurotiomycetes; Eurotiales; Aspergillaceae
Product: putative alkaline lipase
Exons: 6
Coding region: 1-912 (303 amino acids)
Biological process (GO): lipid metabolic process
Source: RefSeq, a predicted model, not a curated record
AUGCUUUCUACUAGCAUAUCAUUUAUCACCACUGUCGCAUUAGUCGCGCAGGUUUCUGCCUUCCCAGUGUUGCAAUCGCGAGCCACUGCAGACACUGCUGCUUGGUCCUUCCUGCAGCGUGCCGCUGAACUGUCGUCCGCUGCAUUUACUGGAUGUACCGGAACAGCCUUCGAUAUCACCAUUACCAAGCAGGUUUAUGAUCUUACAACCAACGCAAAGGGCUUUGUUGGAUAUUCCGCUUCAAACAAGAAAAUCUCAGUUGUCAUGAAGGGAUGUACCACCGAUGAGUAUUGUUUGCUUAUUGCCGAUGUGGUCCAAAAGACUGAUAUACUCAAUGAUGUCGACACGACCUUAGUCGUCCCAUCCCUCUCCGGUGUCACCUUCCCAUCUGGUGCUAGGAUCAUGAAUGGUAUUAGCAGCCCUUGGUCUGCUGUCCAUGACGAAAUCAUCGCAGAGGUCAAGUCUUUGGUGGAACAGUACCCAGAUUACAGUCUAGAGUCAACCGGACACUCUUUGAGAGGUUCUCUCACUUACCUCUCCUACGUUGCCUUGGCUUCCAACUUUCCCGGCAAGGACAUUACCAGCAAUGCGAUGGCUGCAUUCCCGAUCGGCAACCAGGCCUGGGUCACCUUUGCUGAGUCUUUCAAUGGAACGCUGAACCGUGGCAAUAACUAUGAUGACGGUGUUCCUAACAUGUACAUCCAAACCCCAUAUGAAUUCGUCCACUUCGGGACCGUGAGUCGAACCAGUCUUAAUGAGUACUACAGCUAUGGAACUCAAGCUACCUGUGUCAAGUGCUCGGGAGAGCGUGACACAUCUUGCUCUGCUGGAAACGGACAGUACAGUGUGACUCCCGGUCACUUUUCCAGCUUUGGAAUAGCACUUGGCUAUGCUGGAUGUUCUGCGCUGUAA